CCAAUAUGUUGGGAUAUAUGACAAAUGAAGUUUCCUAAAGUGAGAAAAUGUUCAUAGAGUGACGUUAUUCCUCUUGAAAGCAUACCGAUAAAAUACUUAAAUUUUGAAUCCGUAUCACAAUAUUAUUACUAACAUCGUUAAUUGAUUAGUGAUUCGUAUAUUUUUAUCGAUUUUUUCUGUAAUUAAUAUUAUGGAUGUUUUCUGUGGAAAACCUUUUAAUUGCUAUCCAUGUAAUAAAUGAAAAGAAUUAACUUUUUUACCAUUACAAUUUACAAUGUUACAAAAACUUAGGAGGUACAACUUGCAAACCCCGCUGAAACUUCCAUUUCAUUCGACUUCCAAUUUUGCAAUCAAUGUCCUCUCAGGAUAGUCUCCUCCUCCUCUCUCAAUCUUUACGUGAAUGUACUUUCUCUCAUGAUCUUCCAUCCUACGUCCCUUCGUUGAAGAUUCGGCGCAACCGUUUCCUCACUCUGUAACCCCAACAUCGACGGUGGGGUGCACAAUUCAAAUUCAAUUAUGAUCCACAAUCGACCGCCACCGUCGACGAAGCACAACAAACAAGACUACAAGUCGUUCCAAUUAAUCCCCAUCGUCGUCGGGAAAACCCUCAUCCUCCUCUUCAUCCUCUCAUUCAUCUCCAUCGGCCUCUACACCUCCUUCUACGACCCCAACAGCAGCGGAAUCACCCCCACCACCGCCAGCCGCCGGAACCCUAACAAUAAUUCCCCGACCGACCUCUCCCACAUCCUCUUCGCCCUCAGCGGCUCCAACGACACGUGGGACGACCGCAGCAGGUCCAAUUCCGUCUGGUGGUCCCCCAACCGCACACGUGGUUUCGUCUGGCUGGAGGACGCCCAACGACCCGACUCCUCCCCCGCCCCGAACUCCGCCCCGACCCGGGUCUCCUCCCCCGAAUGGACCCAGUUCGGGUUCUCUAGCUCCCGACCCGCAGUCCGGAUCGCACGGACGAUCACCGACAGCUUCGGAUUGAAGCUGCCGGGGGUCAGGUGGUUCGUGAUGGGCGACGACGACACUGUUUUCUUCCCGGAGAAUCUGGCCUCCCUGCUGGCGGAGUACGAUCACGGCGAGAUGUGGUACAUAGGCGGGAACUCCGAGAGCGUGGAGCAGGUCGUGAUGCACUCGUACGAGAUGGCGUUCGGCGGUGGCGGGUUCGCCGUCAGCUACCCGCUGGCGGAGCUCCUGGUGGAGAAUCUGGACCGUUGCCUUGAACGGUUCCACUAUUUCUACGGCUCCGAUCAGAGGAUCUGGGCUUGUAUCGCCGAGUUGGGCGUGGGCCUCACCCCUCAUCGUGGGUUUCACCAGAUGGAUAUCAGGGAAAGCGCGUACGGGCUACUGGCAGCGCACCCAAUGGCGCCAUUGAUCUCCCUGCACCACCUCGGCGCCAUGAACCCACUAUUCCCCGGUCAAGACCACCUUACCUCACUUAGAACCCUCUAUGGCGCUUAUAGGGCCGACCCGCCCAGGAUCCUGCAAGCGUCCUACGCUUACGAUCACACCCUCAACUGGUCCGUCUCCAUCUCGUGGGGCUAUACCGUGCAGCUCUACCCGACCCUGGUCGCGGUCCAUGACCUGCAGGUCCCGCUGCAGACGUUCAGGACGUGGAGGACGUUCAGCGAGGGCCCGUUCACGUUCAACACGAGGCCCCUCAAGGGUUCCGACCCUUGCUCCAUCCCAAUCGUGUUUAUGUUCGUCAAGGUGCAGAACAUUGGGACAUGGGGUACAUUGACGAUUUACAAGAGGUUGGAUCCGGCUGUGACGUGUAGGAGGCACGACUAUGUUCGUGCCAUGUCUGUGCGUUGGGUCGUCGUCUCGUCUGUCAGAAUGGAGCCUGAUCAUUGGUCCAAGGCUCCACGGAGGCAAUGUAGUGAGUUUGUGAAUGGCGGUGGGAGAAUGAGGGUCGGGACUCUGCAGAUAAGGAUUAGAAAGUGUGGGGAUAGGGAAAUUGUUAGUACUAUAGAGUAGAUUAGAGGGGGAAUUUUAAGUUAUUCCAGGUGAAUAUAUAUAGAUGAAUGUUAAUAAAAAGUACAAAUUUGGCGUAGAACUAUAGCAACCCGAUUGUUUGCCAGAAUCUGGGGAUGUUGCAACAGUAGUUAUUCUCACCCAGUUUCUUCCCCUGAAUCAUUAGGCAUCCCCAUAUGGUCACAAUCUGUAUAUAUGUGCACAUGUUACAAGAUGGAACGGCAGAGUUGUAGGUGGUGAUCUGGAUUGAGCUGGAAGGGAUGAAGAUUGAGAGAGAAUAGUGGGUUGUAAUGUUGAACAAGGUAUUUUGUUUGUGAAGUUAUGAACUGUUGGAAAUGAAAAACUACCACAUUGGUAUUUUUACUUUGGUGAAAUGUGUAUAAACAUAGGAGUCUCUCUUCUAAAGGCAUGCCACUUGGGAUGACCUAUUUUUGUGUGAGAGGGAGGACCUAGCGGAUCACCACACACGCGUGCAGCGUUCGUUCGGCCGGCCGGUCAGUCGAUUCACUUGAGACUAUAUAUUUUUUUGGAGAAAUUCCGAACAAAAUUAAUUAUUAAUCGGUUGUUCUUUAUUCUUGAUAAAUAAGAGUUGGAAGAGGAUAAUCCAUUAAAAGAAAUAUUCGAAAGAUAAUCCCGCAGGAAUGAUCUUACAGACGGGUUUUAAUUAAGAAAGUCAUUAUCUUCCUAAUUAAAUCUGACUUAUUUCCCAAGUAAGAGGGUAUAUUCUUAGUGGUUCGGCUACUAUAAAUAGCCGCCUCCCCAGACCCUCUAAACACACCACAAUACGAGCAUAAACACAAAUAGAGAGAGUGUUCAUAGAGCUCCGAUUUUUUCAUUUGUGCCGCCGAGUAUACGAGAUGAGCUGUUUUAUCCUAGAGACGACUGGUUGAUAGUCUGUCGUGCGCAUCAAGGGAAGUGCCGCGAACGUCUUAAAGGAAGUGACCUAGUCUGCGACUCAACUCCAGAUUCAGUAACCCCGUUCCUUGUUGUUGUUCCGUUCCUAACAUGAACUAGCUAGUAUCUGCACCAAAGUUGAUGGCCAAACCUCAGCUUAUUAAGGGGGUAAAUUUUCAGAUGUUUUUAUGGUGGCGACUGGCGAUGGAUGGCUGAUGCCUCCUUUUCGAUGAGCUUCAACACUAGUUGCAAUUUGCAAAGCAAUCAACUUAGUUCUAGACCGGAUAAUGCUAUAGAAAAAAUUUUGGGCCCGUUGAAAAAAUUAAGACAGAUCGGCCUAUGAUAAAAAGAAUUAUGAGUAGGCCAAAGUCCGCCCAACGGUUUGUUUAGUGACACUUGUUUGGGUUUCCAUUGUUAACACGGUCCAGUUAAUUGUUGCUCGCUAUUUCUAAAUAUACAGUGAAGCCUAAAACUGAACCCCAUUUUGAAUUUGCUGUCUCCGGAGCGUUUCUCGGAGGGGUAUUUUCGGACACGGAAAAAAUACCCCGGUUCAUAUUGCGUUGAACGGGCCUGGUGGUUUUUUUGUUCCGUCGGUACGAUCAGCGCUCGCUCCCUUCAUUGAUUUCACCGUCGAAUACAAUCAGCGCGCUGUCUCUGGCCAGUGUCUUCAGCUCCCCGUUAUGUGUCUUCACCGGCGAUUUCAGUAAGCGCGCUCUCUCCGUCCAGCUUCUUCGUCGUCGAUAUCAGACACCAUCCGAGCGCGAGCUGUCACCCCAUGGUGUCGAUUCAUUGAACUGUAGUUAUGAAGGUAACCAGACUCUCCGUAAUUUGUCUUCACCCCGAAAUCAGGUAGAAUUAAAGUUUCGGUUCCAUGUAGGGUUGAGCUUAGUUAGGUAAUCGAAUUCUACGUUGUCCGUCUUCACCGCCGAGAUUAGUAAGAAAUCUAUUUUCGAAUU
Molecule: messenger RNA, 3830 nt
Organism: Linum trigynum
Lineage: Eukaryota; Viridiplantae; Streptophyta; Magnoliopsida; Malpighiales; Linaceae
Source: the annotation of a GenBank genome assembly